Molecule: messenger RNA, 981 nt
Organism: Laetiporus sulphureus 93-53
Lineage: Eukaryota; Fungi; Basidiomycota; Agaricomycetes; Polyporales; Laetiporaceae
Product: arsenical pump-driving ATPase
Exons: 9
Coding region: 1-981 (326 amino acids)
Biological process (GO): post-translational protein targeting to endoplasmic reticulum membrane
Cellular component (GO): GET complex
Molecular function (GO): ATP binding; ATP hydrolysis activity
Source: RefSeq, a predicted model, not a curated record
AUGGCUACGGAAACACUAGAGCCGACUCUCCAGAACAUCCUGGAUCAAAAGUCGUUGAAGUGGAUAUUCUGUGGUGGUAAGGGAGGUGUCGGCAAGACAACCACAUCAUGUUCACUUGCAAUCCAGCUCGCGAAAUGCCGUGAAUCCGUCCUCCUCAUUUCCACAGAUCCCGCGCACAACCUCUCCGAUGCAUUUGGCCAAAAGUUCUCGAAGGAAGCGACAAAGGUCAACGGCUUCGACAACCUCUCCGCGAUGGAGAUCGACCCGACAAGCGCGAUCCAGGAGAUGGUCGAGCAGUCUGACUCGAAUGGCAUGAUGGGUAGCAUGAUGCAGGACCUUGCGUUUGCGAUUCCGGGUGUGGACGAAGCGAUGAGCUUCGCCGAGAUCAUGAAGCACGUCAAGUCAAUGGAAUACUCAGUCAUCGUCUUCGACACUGCACCAACCGGGCACACCCUCCGCUUCCUAUCUUUCCCGACAGUACUCGAGAAAGCACUGGGAAAGCUGAGCUCACUGAGCGGACGCAUCGGGCCCAUGCUCAACCAGAUGACGAGCUUGAUGGGCGGCCAAGCUGACGCGCCAGAAGACAUGUUCGCGAAGCUCGAGUCCAUGCGCGCCGUCAUCACGGAGGUCAACACACAGUUCAAAGAUCCCGAGAAGACGACGUUCGUAUGCGUUUGCAUAUCCGAGUUCCUCUCGCUAUACGAGACAGAGCGGCUGAUCCAGGAACUAACCGCAUACGAGAUUGACACACACAACAUCGUCGUCAACCAGCUCUUGUUCCCAAAGAAGAGCUCCAACUGCGAACACUGCCGAGUACGGCAUAAGAUGCAGCAGAAAUACCUGAACGAGGCGCACGAGCUAUACGACGAAUUCUUCCACAUCAUCCAGCUACCGCUGCUCACCGAGGAGGUCCGUGGCCCGCAGAAGCUGACGGAAUUCAGCAAGAUGCUCGUGGAGCCCUACGUGCCUGAUCUCGAUUGA